GAUGCCGAAAAAUGAUAAAGAGAAUGGUUUCACAGAUAGAUAAGAUCAAUUCCGAGUAGCUGCCGUCAAAAUGAAUCAUUACUUCCUCCGUGAUGAAUUCUCACGUGCUAGCUCUGGUGUGCUGCUAUAACAUCGUCAUAUGUCCCGUUUUUGGUCUCUAAUCUUAUCAAAGCGGACAAAUUGCUUAUUAUUCUGCAAAUCUGAUUCGAGUGCGAAGCAAAAGCGUUGGUGUAUGAAGUAUAACUACUUGCUUAACUGCGGGAAUAUCGACACUUGAUUGAAUUAUAUAUACACACUAAUUCGUGCUGAAGGAAAUUAUCAUAAUGGCACUAUCAGUCCAUCUUCGUUCACAUUGCAAAUUGUUAGACGUGUGGGACAACUACGGAACCAGCACAAUAAUCGUAAUCACCCUGAAAAUCUUUACCAAUGCAGAUUUCGACAUAGGACUUGUUCUUUGAUUUAAUUUAACCCUCUCUCUACCAUGGUUACCAGUGGUGGGCACUGUUGGCGUACCCCUGCACAACGCGCCGUCGUAGAACAACAACACAGUCGGAGCCGUGCGCAUUUCCAAAGAAGUGACAGUGCUCGAUGUCAGUACGGUGAGUCGGCAAAGUUGGUCUUUCCUUCUUCAUCCAGCGAAACGAGCGAAAGCAAUUAUAACCUAAGUGAUUAAAAUAAGAAUUAGAACUAUAUAUACAGUACGGUUGGUUGUUCCUGUGAGUCAUAUUUUUUGGUAAAAUUUACAGUCAUACUCUUUGGUUGUUGAAAGUGCGGUCAACCAUAUACCACAUUCUGCGUGAGGAGUUAGGAUUAAAGUUCUGCUACUUAUAUACUACGUACGGAAAAGCUUAAAUUCUAUUAGUACGGAUAAAUUUCGAUGAGCUGGUGAUAGAACUAAGCGGAACUAAACGAAAAUAAUAAUCAUUCUAUUAAGUAAACGGUUCGUGUUUUAUUGGGAGAUUAUUAUUUCGGAAAAUUUCCCUUUUUUGAUCCCGUUGGUAUAACCAACAAAUUAUUAUUUUCGUUUAUAUACGAGAAAUCCAGUCAAGUACGGUAAUGUCGACUCGAAAUUUGAUGCUUAAACAAGCAAGUGACGAGAAUGCCAGGUGUGCCGUGGAGGAGAUACAGAUGAUAUGGUGAGCUGUGAUGUGUGCGAGAAAUGGUAUCACUUCGCGUGCGUUGGGGUAACGCAGGAAAUUGAGCAACAUCCCUGGAGCUGUACCAAAUGCGAAGUUGCAACCGGUGUCCAAAUGUCGAGCUCAAACGCCAAUAAACCUUAUUCGCAAACUAGUAGUCAACGCCAGAAGCAACAAGCAGCUGAAACCGAAUCUUCAGCAGACCUCCAACAAAAGAUAUCAAAACAGGGCGGGACAGCGAGACCAGCUGCAAUUGUUUCAUCAGUCGGUGAAAAAAAGCAAGAUAAAUCACACAAACAGCAGCAACAGCGCAAUCCUGUACCAUCUCAGUCUGGUUCAAUCUUCGAUAAAAAGCCGCACAAGAAACCGGCAUCGCUUGCAUCUGGAUCAUCUUGCCGAUCGACGCAGGCACUACUGAAGCUAAAGCUGCAGAAGCUGGAAGAAGAACAAGAACUCGAACGCCGACAGGCUGCAGAAAAAUCUGCCAAUGAGAAGGCAUUCCUAGCAAGGAAAUAUCAACUGCUUGAAGAGAUGGUGAAUGAAAAAAGUUCGAGUUCGGCCCGUAGCUACGUUAGUGAAUGGGUGGAUAAUCUCACAAGUUGUAAUGGUUCCCAACGAAGCGUUAGCGUCGCGAAAUCUGACGUACAGCGAGAUGUGCAACGACUGAAGCAACAAAUGAUUGCAGGGCCUCGUCACCACAGUAGUCUGGCACAUGUUCCCCAAGUGGACAAUUCAGCACAACGUUCACUUACACAUCAACAGCUAGCGUCGAGACAGGCAAUCUCCUCCGGGAACUUCCAACGUUUUCCGGCAAUCCUGAGGAUUGGCCUCUAUUCUUAUCAUCGUUCAACAGCACGACGGAAAUGUGUGGUCUUACAGAUUCAAAAGUGUUUGAGAGGGCGUGCAUACGACGCCGUUAAAUGUCGACUUAUGCAUCCGGCUAACGUCAAUGGUGUGAUGGCGACGCUGAAAAUGUUGUUUGGUCAACCGGAAGCUAUUAUACAUACGCUAAUUGCAAAAAUUAACUGUUUGCCCGCUUUGCGUGAAGAUAAAUUGGAAACCCUUGUGGAUUUUGCAGUAAGCAUUGAAAAUUUCUGCGCAACUGUCGAUGCCUGUGGAGUGGAAGAAUAUCUGUAGAAUGUAUCCUUGCUUCAUCAGUUGGUUAAUAAGCUGCCGCCGACAAUUAAACUAAAUUGGGCCCAGUAUAGGCAAACCUUACCAACAGUUAAUUUGGCUGCGUUUAGUCAUUGGUUGUACUCAGGGCCGGAUUUACGAUUGUGGGGGCCCGGGGCCCAGUUAUAGUGCGGGGCCCCAAAAUAAAACAAAACCAUUUUUUUAUCGUACGAGGUAAAAACAUUUAUUUGCUAUUGAAAAAUUACCAAAAAUUUGUUAGAAUUUUCUCUUAAGCCCUAUUUAGAGUU
Wyeomyia smithii (pitcher-plant mosquito) is the source of this 2557-nucleotide messenger RNA. RefSeq lists its product as uncharacterized. The transcript has 4 exons. The coding region runs from base 1134 to 2273 and encodes 379 amino acids. The record is from RefSeq and is a predicted model, not a curated record. Lineage: Eukaryota; Metazoa; Arthropoda; Insecta; Diptera; Culicidae.